AUGGACAAGUCUAUGUCGGAAUCGAACUUGUCUGAAGUCCAGGAGUCCACUCCUCCGAACUUCGUAUCUGUGCACCGUAAUAAAAGAAGAAGGGAAGAAAUGUCAAACAUACCUAUAGAAUUAGAAAAUUUCAAGGAAGAGAUAAAACAUAUGAUGACAUCUAUGCUAUCAGCUCAAGUGACUGAACUCCAAAAGAUUUCCGCCUCCCAACUGGAAAUGCAGAAAACUAACCUCAACAUUGAGAGUUCGAUGGCGUUUCUCACUGCCCAGAAUGAGGAAUUCAGAAAGAAGAUUGGUCAAAUGGAGCUAAAGAUAGAAUCAGAUGGAAAAUAUAUAGCUGUACUUGAGGACAGAAUUGAGGACUUACAGAGAGGAAACAGAAAGAGUAACUUUGAGAUGAAAAAUGUACCAAAACUAAAAGGAGAAGAUAAAGAUAACCUGAUUGACAUGGUGCUUAAACUCUCAGGGAACAUUGGAUGUCAAUUAGCCAAAUCCGACAUAAAGGAUAUCUACAGAGUGAGAGGAAGGAAGGAGAAAACUCAGAACACACCGAUCAUUGUUGAACUGAUAUCAACUUUGACAAAAAGUGAGAUGCUUAGAAUGUGUAAGUCUUUUAAUAUAAAGCACAAAACCAAAAUAUGUGCUAAGCACCUGGGAAUAGGAGUGGAUGGAGACACUCCAGUGUACAUAUCGGAGCAGCUGACUGCCAAGGGUUCCCGUCUGCACUUCCUCGCCCGUGACCUUGCAAAAUCGAAAUCAUAUAAGUACUGCUGGACUGCUUAUGGAAAAGUAUACGUACGGCAAGAGGACACUACCCCGAUAAUCACUAUAAACAAUGAGGCCCAGGUACAACAACUUAUGCAAAAAUGA
Messenger RNA from Plutella xylostella (diamondback moth), 870 nucleotides. The record is from RefSeq and is a predicted model, not a curated record. Lineage: Eukaryota; Metazoa; Arthropoda; Insecta; Lepidoptera; Plutellidae.